UCGCAUACCACCUUAACUCCGCAAGAUAACGUACUACACCAUCCUUUCUUGGACAUUUCCUGAUUUCUUUCUCUCAUACCUACCUAUAAAUCAUCCUGCGUUAUUCUCUCGAUACCUAUUUACACUGUAAUAGUUUGUGGAUUAAAGCUCUCUCCUUGGAGCUGAAAGGUCAUAUCAGGUGCGUUUAACAGCAGCAACCGUUUUCCCCGAGUCGCAUUGUAUCAACAGCCGGCUACAUCGGGCAGAUCAUAUUUCGUGCACCUACAUCUGCGCCUUUUCUUUGUCUCCCCUUGCUUAUCACUGCAAUCAUAUUACGCGGUCCUCGUGCUUAGAGUAUCAAUAGAUCAGCUCCACCCUUGACUUACACGAGUAUCACUAACACGCUGGACUGGUAGAGCAUCGCCGCCUGUACCGGACUGCUAUAAUGUCCACGUUGCACCCAUCCAAGGACGUCCUCCAGGGAACGGUCUACAGUCCCCUCUCAGCAAAGCCCCGUACUCUUUAUGAGGCUCGCCUUGAGCUCUUUCCCGCUUACUCCUCCGUCAUACAAGAUGCAAAGGGCAAAGCCAAGGAGCUGAGCGCCGAGGCGACAGCCGAAUUUGAGAAGGCGAGCGCAAAAGCUCAAGCCAAGGCCGGAAAGAUCGAGCUAUACUCUGGAAAGUACUAUGCCGCCUGCACCUUUGGUGGUCUGAUGGCCUGUGGUCUCACUCACGCUGCCGUAACUCCCUUGGAUCUUGUGAAAACCCGUCGACAAGUUGACUCAAAACUCUACACCAGUAACUUCCAGGCAUGGGGCAAGAUCUAUCGCGCUGAAGGCGUUCGUGGUAUCUUCACAGGUUGGAGUCCAACCCUCUUUGGCUACUCUGCCCAAGGCGCCUUCAAGUAUGGUUGGUACGAAUAUUUCAAGAAAACGUACUCUGAUAUGGCUGGUCCCGAGGCUGCACAUAAGUACAAGACUGGUCUUUAUCUUGCAGCCUCUGCCUCUGCUGAGUUCCUCGCUGAUCUUGCCCUCUGCCCCUUCGAGGCCGUCAAGGUCCGUAUGCAAGGCUCGAUCCCUAACCCCUACACCGGGACAGUUCAAGGUAUCAGCGCCAUCACAGGCAAGGAAGGUGUCGCUGGCCUAUACAAAGGCCUAUAUCCGCUAUGGGGUCGCCAGAUCCCCUAUACAAUGAUGAAGUUUGCCUCGUUUGAAACCAUUGUUGAGAUGAUCUACGAUCGUCUGCCCGGGCAAAAGAGUGACUAUAGCAAGGCUGCACAGACUGGUGUCUCCUUUACUGGUGGUUACCUGGCCGGUAUCUUAUGCGCCAUCGUCUCCCACCCUGCCGAUGUUAUGGUCAGCAAGUUGAAUUCCAAUCGCCAACCUGGUGAGGCUUUCGGCAGUGCCAUGAGCAGAAUAUACAAGGACAUUGGUUUCGGUGGCCUAUGGAAUGGUCUCCCCGUAAGAAUUGUCAUGAUCGGUACUCUGACCGGACUUCAGUGGAUGAUCUAUGACUACUUCAAGAUCUUUAUGGGUCUUCCUACCACUGGCGGUGCUCCACCCCCAGCCCAGAAGCAGGAGUAGGCUAUAUCGGCUCCCCUUGCAAAUGCAUACGAGUCGCUUGCGCCAUAGUUGUCAGGGACUUUUUGGUGGGCAUUCGUUUUCUGUUCGUUCAAGUGGAUUGGGAGAGACAAUGUUGAUAGGCCAAUAAACAAACCAUUCCUACGAGAGUGCUGGAUCCCAAGCAACAGACUGAGUGAUAUUUACCAUCGGGAUGAUCGGAUCUAUGUGGAACAGCCUGCCUGGACCCUGGGAGCACGCAGCUUAUCAGCAGGCAUCCUUGUCUGAAUAUGACUUGGGUCUUGAGCAACUAUGCACAGUAAGUAUGUAUAGUGUUGACGGAAGCAUGCUACGCUUAAUCCGAUCCGAUCCGUGAGAUUUGCACGCCAAUCCGUUAGUUUCUUGCAUGGGCGAUCUGAAGAACACAUUAAAGUUUGCAGCCAGGCAAAGUGAUAAUUGCCAAGGGACGUGAAUUCGGGGGUUUUUACGUUACUCAUCCUCUGCUAUGUGAUCUGUACAUAAACGAAGACCGGCUGUGCUGCUCACAUUUUUGGUUGAUGAUUGUAUGGAAACAUGAGCGAGCUGACAAAAGAGGGUCUGGUGUAAUACCGGUAUUCCAUCUCCGGUUGAAGGUUUGAUAACUUACAACGCACUAAUGCAAUACUUCAGUUUAGAAGGAUGGAUGUUUAACACUAAUGCCAUGAAAUCAGCACUCAUAUCAAAUCCAGCGCUUGACAACUUUAUUUGACAUUGGCUGCAUUCAACAUCGGUGUUUCAGUGAGAGGUAUUACUCAGUAGUCUAGGUGCUGGAGCGGAUCGAGGACUUUGCCCAAACAAGCACAUAUAAUGCCGUCAUGGUACAUGAUCGAGAUGGGUGGGCACCGUGGGGAACGGCGCGGUUUGCGUGCGUUGAGGCAAUGUGAUGCGUGGCUGGUUACGAAACUACAGAGAGCUAGUGGAACUGACGCUUGUUCCAGAACACUUCUCCCCUUGGUGCAGGUGCAGUUUGGGUGGCAU
Messenger RNA from Fusarium verticillioides 7600, 2554 nucleotides. RefSeq lists its product as hypothetical. The record is from RefSeq and is a predicted model, not a curated record. Gene Ontology annotation, biological process: mitochondrial phosphate ion transmembrane transport. Gene Ontology annotation, molecular function: phosphate transmembrane transporter activity. The transcript is spliced from 3 exons. Gene Ontology annotation, cellular component: mitochondrial inner membrane. NCBI's taxonomy places the organism in Eukaryota, Fungi, Ascomycota, Sordariomycetes, Hypocreales, Nectriaceae. The coding region runs from base 425 to 1561 and encodes 378 amino acids.